Messenger RNA from Mytilus trossulus (common blue mussel), 870 nucleotides. RefSeq names its product collagen alpha-1(XIII) chain-like. The coding region runs from base 1 to 870 and encodes 289 amino acids. The record is from RefSeq and is a predicted model, not a curated record. Lineage: Eukaryota; Metazoa; Mollusca; Bivalvia; Mytilida; Mytilidae. Gene Ontology annotation, cellular component: extracellular matrix. The transcript has 7 exons.
AUGUCAAUGUAUAUGUGGCUUUGGUUUUGCCUAGUAGCACUUGUUGCUCUUCAUACUGAUGCUAAAUCUACACAAAAGAUACUCGGCAAACUUACAGAACCACAAGAUAAAGAUGAGGUUGUAGAUCGUGUGAAAAGAUAUACUAACGACGUAGACUACGUAUAUGUCGAUCUUGGACAAGAAGUUAAACAAGAAAUCGGAGUACCUGGUCCUCCUGGGAAACAGGGUGUUGAAGGAAUGAGAGGAUAUCCUGGCCGAGCUGGAUCUCCUGGAUCUAAAGGAGGUAGAGGAGACCCUGGAAAAACCGGACGUGUUGGACCUCAAGGGUUUAGUGGGUCUCCAGGAAGAAAAGGUGAAAUGGGACAUCCUGGUGAAAAAGGUAAAACUGGUGAACAAGGGGCUGUUGGAUCAACUGGAGAAAAGGGAAUGGAUGGAGCCCCUGGUAAAAAUGGAAAGAAUGGAUCACAGGGACCACCCGGAGAGGAUGGUAUUCAAGGAGAACCAGGUGAAAUAGGAGCUAUUGGAGCCGAUGGAAUCGAUGGAGACAUUGGGCCAGAAGGACCGUCUGGUUCUACUGGACAUCCCGGACCAAAAGGAGAUAUGGGAUUAGCAGGACCAAAGGGAAAAAAAGGAAAACCUGGUAGCAAAGGAGAUAAAGGAAACAGUGGACAACGUGGAGAUUCUGGACAAACAGGUCCAUCUGGACCCACUGGUCCAAAAGGAGAUCCUGGUUCAUCAGGAUCAGGGGGUGGUGGCCAUGGAAGAGGAGGUCGAGGAGGUGGUAGAGGAGGAGAUGGAGAAGGAGUUAAAAACCCGAGGGAAAAAGAAGGAGAUGAAGUUAAGGAUCCACCAGGUGACGCACCCAUAUAG